Molecule: messenger RNA, 2469 nt
Organism: Fonsecaea multimorphosa CBS 102226
Lineage: Eukaryota; Fungi; Ascomycota; Eurotiomycetes; Chaetothyriales; Herpotrichiellaceae
Exons: 1
Coding region: 1-2469 (822 amino acids)
Source: RefSeq, a predicted model, not a curated record
AUGAACUUGGUCACUGAUCCCGACGCUCACAUCCAGACAGUCAAGCGAACCACUCCUCAAUAUAUCAAAUCCGACUCUCUCAAGUCCUCUUCGGCCACGAACGAAUACUUUUCUGACUAUGCCUCCGAAGUCGCCAGUCAAAAGUCGGACGAUUCCAAAGCAAGCUAUGAGACGCCUCCCUCACGCAUCUCUACUCCUUUACCAGUACAGCACAACCCUAUCGAUUCCGAGAUGACACUUCCUUCGAGGCCCGGCGCAAUCCAGCCGGCUCCUUUGAAUAUUCGACACAACCAACCCACAGGUGCACAGACGACCGUGCGAUUAUUGUCUAGUUUCGACGACAUGAGCCCUCCGACUCCCGGGGUUGAUGAUACACCGUAUAUCAGAUUUGCCAUCGAGCAAUUAACAAGAGAUGAGGAUGUCAUUGGCCGAGGCAGGGAUAGUACGUUUCCUGGUCCGAAUGCGCCUCUUCCAGCGCCUCUGCCUCCUAUCGAGCCUGGUUUCGACGAAAGCCCGCGUGCUGCAACACCCUCUCCUCCUCCACCGACUCCACCACCACAGCCUACCUCGCCCCGUCCGUCCUCUCGGCCCCCCUCACAGGCGGGUCACCGAGAGGUUCUGAUUCCAGUCGAUCUUUCGAAAGACCUUCGUCUGCGACUAGGCUUUGUACCACUACCCUUAAGAAUUCCGAUUCUUGGUCUAUUCUUCCUCUUAUGCCUUUUAAUGAUCGCCGCCCUGAUAUUUAGCCUGGUUUUUGCAGGCACGAAUCACGCACUCUUCAACUAUGAUGGAAACGCGACGCCCCGCUAUUUUGUCUUCCAGUACCUGCCACAACUGGUUGGCAUUCUCUUGAUCCUGUGGCUUUUUGUGAUUGAAGCCGCAGUGUACAGAUCCCUCCCUUACUACUGCAUGGGCCCUGGUCGUCGCAAUCACUGGGUUUUGCAGAAUAUGCGGAUUCUACCAGCAAACUAUCUUCUGCCGGACCUCACCUUUUUCCGAAACGGCGAGCCCUUGCUGGGGGUGACAUUCUUGUUCUUCUGGAUGACGAGUUUCACUGUCCCGCUUCUCGCAUGCGUCUUCCAGACACAGUGGAUCGCAGAUGACGGGCCGGCACGUUUCAGAUGGACGACAGUUAGAGGCGUCGGCUGGACUCUAGUGGCGUUAUAUGCCCUUCUUUGCCUUGGACUCUUGUAUUGCGCCUUUCGCUUUCGACGACGGAAUUCCAACUUGCUCUGGGACCCCUCCUCUCUUGCGGAUCUGAUCUGUUUGUUCCGGAGGUCCAAUGUGGGUUCCGACUUCGAGCAAACCGAGAUAUCACCACAGCCAGACGUGCAGAUCCCGCCGAGGAAUCUGCGCCUAGGUUUCUUCACCACGUCUGAACGACCAGAAGUAUUUCAUGGCGUGGGCGAGGAGUACGCACCUGUCAAGAGACUAUCAUUCCCGCCGGAGAAGCCGAAAGCUGCCCCUGGCUUAGGCGAGCGGGGUGAUCUUGAAGCUCAGCGGCAUUCUUAUGGCUCUGCGUUUGCUCGCAACAUCCAUUCGCCUUUUGUCCGAUACCGGUGGACUCCUUGGUUUCUCCGUGACUCGUUCGUCUUGGCAUGGAUUGUGGCUGCAGUUCUGCUGGACCUCGCCUUUUUGGUCGUCAGCUUUGUCAACAAAGCGGUUCAAGAUGGCUUCCGUCCCCUCCUCCCAUCUCUGACGGAUUCAAGUGGCUUCUCACCUGCCAACUUUCUCUACAGCUUCAUCCCAGCAUUCCUUGGCAUGGUGCUGUUCCUCGCUUGGCAGCCCAUUGACAUGUAUUACAGAGCUGUUCAGCCGUUCCGCAAUCUCUCCCAACCUACUGGUUCCACGGCAAGAAACUCGCUUCUGCUCUCAUACCCUUCCUAUGGACAUGUACGAGUCAUUAUCCGGGCCCUGAUCAAUCGCGAUUACAAGGUCGGGUAUGUUACUUUCAUCUCGCUCCUCUCGCUCUCUAUUCCGGUGCUGGCCGGUGGAGUGUUCACAGCGGUGUUCUUCUCCUCAGACAAUCAAGUCAGGAUCGUCGCGAGUAUGCCUGGGUACAUUGCGUUAUGCGUGCUGGUCACCAUCUAUGCUCUCUCGUACUUGGUUAUCUGGCCGACCAGGAAGCGAUAUCUGCCGCACGGUAUCAACACCACAGCGGCCCUUCUGAGUUGGCUAUAUGCUAGUCCAUUGCUCGGUGAUGUCGCCCUCCAGAACAUUGGAACGAAAUCUGAGUUGGCCGAGAGAUUAACAGGACCGACUACCACUCCAGCGCCACUGACUGGUGAUGCCGAAAUGGACGAGAAAGGUCGCCGUUCACGGCGCGCUGUCCGGCGUUUGGCACAGGGCGCUGGGAUGCGAUAUGCCUUCGGCAUCUUCGUUGGUCGGGACGGUAAAGAGCAUCUUGGCAUCGACCGCCUACAGAGGCCUGGGAGUCGAGAAAUGCUGGUGGUUCCGACUUCGCGUUAG